AUGCCAGACAAGGGCUGGCGCAAGAAAAUCCAUGGCAAGCAACCGCGAGCCCUGCCUCCCAUCAAGACAACGUCGAGAGAUGUAAGCGGAGAAGACUCAGGCGACCGACGCACUGCAACGGGAUGGAGGAAAACAAUCCAAAGCAGCCGCCCAGAGACUCCGUCAAGUAUGUCGCGAUUGACGCCCGCGAUUACUGACGCAGAUGACGUUCAGAGCGAACACUCUGAGCCACAGACACCGCGUCCCAACUCCAAGCCGAGGGUUGCAAGGUACACCUCACUGUUUAGCAGCUUCAAAGAGUCUUCCAAAGCUCCCGACUUCAAUGAACCGUGGAGUGAGUCGUCGCCACCCUUGCAGUUCUACGUCGAUCCGCUGCUUGCCUUGCAAUCAGUUCACUCGCAUAUGAUUAGCUUCACCACGCCCAUCCCACUUGAGCAUCAUAGUGGACUCUUCCGCGUCUUCGAGGACUACAGGAGGGCGCGACACGAGAAGGAGCGUCUUGAUACUUUGCUACAGGAUACAUUGACGAGCUGGACGAUAGCAGAGGAUCAUUGGGCGGAAUCAGAGUUGUGUUAUAAAGCUGAGAUCCGCCGGCUUGAGAUUCUGAUAGCGAACGGCACCAGUGGCAUGACAGGUCUCUUCAGAGCCAGACAGGGCAGUGUCAUAGAUCGAAAGCGAGGCCACCCCAAGACUAUUUCCCACGACAAACAUCUACCCACAGUCAAAUUAUUGUGCGCUGAAGAGCGAGACAGUCAAAUGCCAUCAAAAAGUCAGCAACUCUUUUUCCAACGGCCAGUCUCGCCCUCCAAGAAGAUGGCUACUUUGUCAAAGUAUCUUGUCGAUACCCAUGCAGACCAGCCUCCAGUCGGAUUGCGUGAUAGGAAUCACAGCUCAGGACUGUCGCGCAAAGUUCAAAGUGAGCUCGACUUGAAAAGUAUAGUUCGAGGGAACGAAGAAUGGUCAUUUCAUGCUGAUGAUGUGUCUGACAACCUGGGUGGGCUGUCAGUAGACAAGAUAACAGGUCCACGCAUGUCGACAGAUUCGAAGCUGGAAUGCGAUUCAAUCAUCGCGCUUCGUCAACUUGGCGGUUUGAUUGCAAGGCGUCGUGGUAUAGAGAUUGACACGUUCGUCGACGGACUCGUGGCCUUGUUGUCCACUGUCAAGAAAACACAAACCUGUCCGCGAUCCAGCGGAGAGCAAGGCAUCCAAGCCUGUUCCCCUGCCUUGGGUAAGCCCGAUACGUCUACUGGCAAUCCACUGGGGCAACAUUCGAUUCAACGACACAAGCUGAGGAGGUUCCAAUCCCAGCCGCAGCUCGGUAUCGGUCGACAACGUCGUCGUCAUUUCUCCUUUGACCUUGGUGAUGAUCAACUCGAAGAACUAGAGGCGUUUGACAUGUACACGCACAGCUUCUCGGGAGAGGUGUCCUCGGAGUGGGAAGAAUCGCCAUCACUACAACACGGCCGCAUUGCGCCUAGAGCGCAUUCAGUCCUCGCGAUUCCUUCAUCACAACCCUCGAGUGUAGACAUACAAAAACCUUCGAAGAUUCCCAGUCCCGUUGGGACACUUGGUCGUACGCGGCGAGAGGAGUCGACGUCAAGUUUACAGACCAUCUUUGCCAAACCUGCAGACGGACGUCGUGACUCGGAUUCGAGCAUGCGCACAGGCAGCCCAAGCCAAAUGCUGGGCACAUUGGAAUCCGCAGUAGCGCCCAUGGGUCCGCUCACUGAAUGUCGGGAUCCUGAGACGAUGGUGGCUUUGGCUGCGGCCGAAGGAGAAGACAGUCGGACGCCACCAUACAUUUGGCUUUGCGGUAGAUAG
This is a messenger RNA of Plenodomus lingam JN3, 1821 nucleotides long. The record is from RefSeq and is a predicted model, not a curated record. Lineage: Eukaryota; Fungi; Ascomycota; Dothideomycetes; Pleosporales; Leptosphaeriaceae.